AUGGCUGAGGGGGCCCAGCCCAGAGGAGAAUCCCAAGGCGCAGAAAUUACGAUCCAAAUCCAAGAGCCUGCAGAGAGAACACCGGGAACACCGUCCAGGAAGGGCCCGCGCUCGGUGCUCAGGGUGUCCCAGCUACUGCUCAGGGCGAUCGCUGACCAGCCUCGGCUGACUCUGGCAGAGCUCAAGAAGGAGCUGGGAAAUGCUGGCUAUGAAGUGCGCCGGAAGAUCAAAGGAGACAACGGGGACUCUACCAGGUCUGAGAGAGGUACACUGCUGCGGGUCAGUGGCAGCGAUGCCACAGGCUACUUCAGGGUCUGGAAGGCUCCUAAAUCUAGGAGAAAGGUGGGCCGACGCUCUUCAAGGAAGACCCUGCUCCAAUCCCGAUCCCGACCCCAAUCUCGAUCACCAAGACCAUGCAGACCCGGCUCGCGUCGCAAGGCAGCCAAGAAGGCCAGAGAAUUCUGGAGACACAAGUCUAGGACUUUGAAGGCAAAGUCCAGGAUAACCAGAUCAAUGGUCAGGACAAGAGUCAGGUCAAGGGCAAGGGCAAGGGCGAGGUCAAGGGGGAGGUCAAGAGCAAGGUCUAGAGCCAUGGACCAGGUGUGUGCCAGGGCCCAGGAACAGGCUUGUGCCAGGGGCAAGGAACAGGCUCGUGCUAGGACCAGGACACAGGAGUGUGUCCAGAGCAGGGAGCAGGAGUGCACCAACGCCAGAGAAGAGGCACAUAUGGGAGCCAGGAUGCAAACCAGGGCCAGGGCAACGGAAAACAUCAGAGCAGGACCUUCAAGAGAAGACAGCAGGUCUCCAUCUAAAAAUGAGAGCAGGUCAAACUCGAAAUCCAGGAACGAGAAGAGGCAGGAACCUGAGAGGCUGGUAAAACGAACCAUCCAGAAACCAGCUGUGGCCAAAGCUGUCAGUGGUUCCAGCCAACAAGGAAAAGCAGGCACCAAGGCUUCUGCGAAAAGCGAACGUCCUGGGUGCUCGAGGAAUCCUUAA
Molecule: messenger RNA, 996 nt
Organism: Arvicola amphibius (Eurasian water vole)
Lineage: Eukaryota; Metazoa; Chordata; Mammalia; Rodentia; Cricetidae
Product: testis-specific H1 histone-like
Exons: 1
Coding region: 1-996 (331 amino acids)
Source: RefSeq, a predicted model, not a curated record